UAUCUUGAGUCAAACCAUGAAACAUGAGUGAAGGAAAGGAUAGGGUUGGAGAAAUAUUUGAGGAUGUAGAAGUACACACAGUUAUUGGUAGAUCAGGAGGCAUGUCGGAGAUUGGAGGGAUCCCGGAGAAUGUAAAUGCUGAAGGGCUCCCGGAGGAUAAAAGUGUUGGAGGACUCCCGGAAGAUGAAAGUGCUGGAGGGCUCCCUGAGGUUGAAAGUGCUGUAGGGCUCCCUGAGGUUGAAAGUGCUGGAGGGCUCCCUGAGGUUGAAAGUGCUGUAGGACUCCCGGAGGAAGUUAAGAAGACCGGGUAUCUUCUGGCUGAGUUUAAGGAGCGGAUCUGUGACUGUAUAGGAUUAGUUUGCAAGAUGGAGAACCGGGAUAGGAUAGCGGCAGUACAAUUCUGGAACGAAGUUUCUGAACGUCUUCAGACCGUCCUGGAUAAAUCCGUUGGUCUUACUCUUGAAAUUCAAAACAAACUGGAGGACGGGUUCAUCAGUCCUCUAUCCAGGGAGGUGGUGAAGGGACUCCGGAAGGAAGUGAAUGACCUCGUGCUCGAUCAUGUUGAUGAUGGGGGCUGUGAGGACGAGGUUGAGGGGGAAGAAGAUCAUAUUGGUGGUGAUAAGAAGUUGGUGAAUUACAUUAUACUUGAAGAUCCACAGGGGUCGAAAGAGUUUUCUGUGAAAAAUGAACCGGACCAGAAGUAUUUUUUUCUAGAACCAGACAAUAGACUUGAAGAAGAACUAGAGUUAGAUGAGGUUCAGGAUGAUGAAGAAAAAGACGGAGUUAGGGAAAUUGCAUACGAGGACGAGGGAGAGGAGGAUGAAGAAGAGGUGGAAGGGGAGGGGGAGGAGGAGGACGGAGUUCCGAAAGAGAAGUUUCUAGUUCUCCAUGAAACCCAGUUGAGUGUUAGAGAUGGUGAGAAGGGUUUACUGCUCCAGGAUCCUAUGUUAAGACUGGAGUCCGAUGAUACGAAUCCAGAUGACGAUCUCGAAGAGCUGGAGACAGAAACAAAAGAUAGAGAUUUCCAGUCUGUGAAGAUACGUAAGACGAUGGUUCCUGGUGUUCUUAAUAGUAUUAUAUCUCAGGCUGCUAAGGAGCAGGCACGCAAAUCUUUAAAAAGAAAGAUGAUAAGGAAUGAGACUGGAGAGGUAGAAACUAUUUAUGAAUGUGAGAUUUGUCUAAAAACUUUCACCUCAUUCUUUGCAUUCACUGCUCACAACUGGCAGCACACCAAACCCUUCAAGUGUCUCACAUGCAACCAGUGCUUCUCUACUAAGGGAUCCCUAAGUAUCCACAACCGACGCCAUACUGGAGAGAAACCAUUUCAGUGCAAACUCUGUGAUGCUAGUUUUACUACUCAAGGCAAUCUUAAGCGUCAUAGUUUGGGACAUACAGGCUCUAAACCUUAUGCCUGCGAUAUCUGCAGCUCAAGGUUUACGGAAAAGAAAUCCCUGAAGGUUCACAUGAGAAUUCACACAGGAGAGCGUCCCUUCCACUGUGAGUUGUGUGAUCAAAAGUUUGCCCAGCGAAGCACAUUAAAAAGUCACAUGACAGUUCAUAACAAGAAGAAACCUCAUCUAUGUGAUCUAUGCGGAAGAUCCUUUUCCCAGAAGUCGAAUUUAAAAGCUCACAAAACAAGACAUUUUAGUCAAAGAAACUUCCAUUGUGAUUAUUGUGACUGUAAAUUUCACAACAAGGGUGAUUUGAUGAGACACAUGAAGGGACAUGUUGGACUCAAGGAUUUAUCCUGCACGGUCUGCUUUAAAGUGUUUACAAGGAAAAAUACUUUGACAGAGCACAUGAAUAAACAUUAUGAUAUAAAACCCUGGGAGUGUAUACGGUGUAGUAUAAAGUUUCACACUAGAAACCAGGGUAAACAACAUCUCAAGGAGAAAGAAGGGGACGGAUUCCACAAUCAUGAAGCAUUGGAAGAAGAUUUGCUCAGGAAACUUCAAAUCUCAUUCUCAGAGAAGCAGGUUGUUAACAUGGAAGUAUUGGACCCUGAGGAUGAUGUAAUUGGAGAUAUGAUGGUUGAUGAGCAGGAGGGAGUAGAAGACGGGGUUGAGGAGGGAGUUGAAGAGGAGGUUGAGGAGAGAGUGCAGGAGGCAGAUCAGCUUCAAAAUCCACCAAGCUAAAUUACAACAUGAGAGUCUCUGCUGGACGAAAGAUGACCGUAAUGUUGCAAAGCAGAACCUAAAUAUAUCGAAGAGCAUACAGAAAACAUCUUUGAUCGUUCAUUAAUCACUGUACACUGUGCACUGUACACUGUACACUGUACACUGUACUACAGGGACGGAAAUCAAACAAAUAUAUCUUCAUCUUUUAUAAACUGUGAUAUUUAAGUAAUUUCA
Messenger RNA from Eurytemora carolleeae, 2351 nucleotides. RefSeq names its product zinc finger protein ZFP69. The record is from RefSeq and is a predicted model, not a curated record. Gene Ontology annotation, molecular function: RNA polymerase II cis-regulatory region sequence-specific DNA binding; DNA-binding transcription factor activity. NCBI's taxonomy places the organism in Eukaryota, Metazoa, Arthropoda, Copepoda, Calanoida, Temoridae. The transcript is spliced from 12 exons. Bases 24 to 2135 code for a protein of 703 amino acids. Gene Ontology annotation, biological process: regulation of transcription by RNA polymerase II.